Molecule: messenger RNA, 6854 nt
Organism: Cheilinus undulatus (humphead wrasse)
Lineage: Eukaryota; Metazoa; Chordata; Actinopteri; Labriformes; Labridae
Gene: ces2b
Product: carboxylesterase 2b
Exons: 34
Coding region: 116-4942 (1608 amino acids)
Source: RefSeq, a predicted model, not a curated record
UUAAUGCAGAAGUUGUUCAGUCAGGGUUAGUAGGGAAGACCAGUGCAGGAGGAAGAAUAUCUCUUCCCUCUCUGGAGAGCUCAGCUGUGUCGCAAUCCCCACAGACACGACCACCAUGAGGCUCCCUGCAAUACAAACUUUCCUCUGUCUGGCGUCUGUUUUGUUUCUCCGUGUUUCUGCAGACCCCAGCGCUCCUGAGGUCCACACAGCACUCGGAAGUCUAAAAGGUGAGUAUGUGAGUGUGAAGGGGAAGGAGACUGGGGCCUAUGCCUACCUGGGUAUCCCUUUUGCCAAGCCACCUGUGGGCCCUGCUCUGAGACUGGCUGCACCUCAGCCUGUAGAGGCAUGGGGAGGAGUGAGAGAUGCCACCAAGCAGCCACCCUUAUGUAUUCAACCGAGAGCAAUGAUCAUGGAUCUGAUUGACAAAAUGGAAGGCAUGAAGGCAGAUCUCCCAGACGCUUCAGAGGAUUGCCUUUACCUCAACAUCUACACUCCUGCAAACAGAGCCAAUGAUGCCAAGCUCCCAGUUAUGGUCUGGAUCCAUGGUGGAGGUUUUACCAUAGGAUCAGCAUCUGUAUAUGACGGCUCUGCCCUGGCUGCUUACCAGGAUGUGGUUGUGGUUCUGAUCCAGUACCGCCUGGGAAUUCUGGGCUUUCUCAGCACUGGAGAUGAACACAUGCCUGGGAACGUUGGCCUCCUGGACCAGGUGCAAGCUCUGAAGUGGGUCCAGCAGCACAUUCACAACUUUGGAGGAAACCCAGAUUUAGUUACUAUAUUUGGGGAGUCUGCUGGUGGAGUGAGCGUGUCCCUCCUGCUUCUUUCACCAUUGACUGAAGGACUUAUCCACCGCGGCAUUGCUGAGAGUGGUACCGCUGCAAUGGAUAUACUCAUGACCAAUGAUCCUCUGCCAAUGGCACAGUACGUUGCAAAUAUGUCGGGCUGUAGUCUUGACAGCACACAGAAGAUCGCUGAAUGCAUGAAAAACCUUGAUCUUGAAACAAUCUUGGACCUUGCGAUGGAUCAAAGCGUGAGACUUCCCAUAAAUGUUGAUGGGCACUUCCUGAGAAAACCUGUGGAUGAGCUUUUCAAUAAGCAUGAGCUUCUCAAGAUCCCCUUCAUGACCGGCGUCAAUAAUGAUGAAGGGGGCUGGUUACUUGUUGAUUUCAUGGCUCCUAAAAACUGGACAGAGGGACUCGACCUGGAGACUGUCAAGAGCUUGCUCUCUUUCUUUUUUCCUGAUCCAGUCCUCUCAGAUUUGCUCAUUAAUGAAUAUAUGGGAAAUGGUGCAGAUUCUGUGAAGAAUCGAAAUGGGUAUACUGAGCUUAUAGGAGAUCUGUUAUUCACAGUUCCAGCCAUCAAGUGUGCAAAUGCCCACAGAGAUGCUGGUGCACCUGUGUAUCUGUAUGAGUACCAGCAUCCCCCCCAGUUCCUGCAGUCAAAUAGGCCUAGCUUUGUGAAAGCUGACCACGGAGAUGAAAUCUUUACAGUGUUAGGGUAUUGCUUCACAACUAAACAUGUGACAUUACAAGAUGCAUGCCCUGAAGAGGAGGAAGAGUUGAGCAAAAUUGUGAUGAGCUACUGGGGCAACUUUGCUCGCACAGGGUAUCCUAAUGGGGAAGGUCUUGUUCACUGGCCAAAGUAUGGAGCAGAAGAAAAGUACCUGAAAAUUGAUUUGAAGGAGCAGACAACUGGUCAGCAGCUGAAGAAGGACCGCUUCGACUUCCUGAGUCAGACCCUCCCAGAGAAGAUGAAACAGCGUAAAGAAAACAUGGAUCAUACUCCUGAGGUCCACACAGCACUCGGAAGUCUAAAAGGUGAGUAUGUGAGUGUGAAGGGGAAGGAGACUGGGGCCUAUGCCUACCUGGGUAUCCCUUUUGCCAAGCCACCUGUGGGCCCUGCUCUGAGACUGGCUGCACCUCAGCCUGUAGAGGCAUGGGGAGGAAUGAGAGAUGCCACCAAGCAGCCACCCUUGUGUAUUCAGCCAAGAGCAAUGCUCGUGGAUCUGUUUGACAAAAUGGGUGGCUUGAACGUAGAUCUCCCAGACGUUUCAGAGGAUUGCCUUUACCUCAACAUCUACUCUCCUGCAAACAGAGCCAAUGAUGCCAAGCUCCCAGUUAUGGUCUGGAUCCAUGGUGGAGCUUUUACUAUAGGAUCAGCAUCUGUGUAUGAUGGCUCUGCCCUGGCUGCUUACCAGGAUGUGGUUGUGGUUCUGAUCCAGUACCGCCUGGGAAUUCUGGGCUUUCUCAGCACUGGAGAUGAACACAUGCCUGGGAACGUUGGCCUCCUUGACCAGGUGCAAGCUCUGAAGUGGGUCCAGCAGCACAUUCACAACUUUGGAGGAAACCCAGAUUCAGUUACUAUAUUUGGGGAGUCUGCUGGUGGAGUGAGUGUGUCCCUGCUGCUUCUUUCACCAUUGGCUGAAGGACUUAUCCACUGCGGCAUUGCUGAGAGUGGUACCGCUGCAAUUGACUCACUCAUGACAAAUGAUCCUCUGCCAAUGGCACAGCACGUUGCAAAUAUGUCGGGCUGUAGUCUUGACAGCACACAGGAGAUCGCUGAUUGCAUGAAAAACCUUGAUCUUGAAACAAUCUUGGACCUUGGGAUGGAUCAAAGCGCGAGACCUUUCGUAAAUGUUGAUGGGCACUUCCUGAGAAAACCUGUGGAUGAGCUUUUCGAUAAGCAUGAACUUCUCAAGAUCCCCUUCAUGACCGGCAUCAAUAAUGAUGAAGGGGGCUGGUUACUUGCUGAAUUCAUGGCUCCUAAAAACUGGACAGGGGGACUCGACCUGGAGACUGUCAAGAGCUUGCUCUCUAUCUUUUACCCUGAUCCAGUCCUCUCAGAUUUGCUCAUUAAUGAAUAUAUGGGAAAUGGUGAAGAUCCUGUGAAGAAUCGAAAUGGGUAUACUGAGCUACUUGGAGAUAUGACAUUCUUGGUUCCAGCCAUCAAGUGUGCAAAUGCCCACAGAGAUGCUGGUGCACCUGUGUAUCUGUAUGAGUACCAGCAUCCCCCCCAGUUCCUGCAGUCAAAUAGGCCUAGCUUUGUGAAAGCUGACCAUGGAGAUGAAAUCUUUACAGUGUUUGGGAUUUGCUUCACAACUAAACAUGUGACAUUAAAAGAUGCAUGCCCUGAAGAGGAGGAAGAGUUGAGCAAAAUCGUGAUGAGCUACUGGGGCAACUUUGCUCGCACAGGGUCUCCUAAUGGGGAAGGUCUUGUUCACUGGCCAAAGUAUGGAGCAGAAGAAAAGUACCUGAAAAUUGAUUUGAAGGAGCAGACAACUGGUCAGCAGCUGAAGAAGGACCGCUUCGACUUCCUGAGUCAGACCCUCCCAAACAAGAUGAAACAGUCUCCUGAGGUCCACACAGCACUCGGAAGUCUAAAAGGUGAGUAUGUGAGUGUGAAGGGGAAGGAGACUGGGGCCUAUACCUACCUGGGUAUCCCUUUUGCCAAGCCACCUGUGGGCCCUGCUCUGAGACUGGCUGCACCUCAGCCUGUAGAGGCAUGGGGAGGAGUGAGAGAUGCCACCAAGCAGCCACCCUUGUGUAUUCAACCAAGAGCAAUGGUCAAGGAUCUGAUUGAAAAAGUUGGUGUCAUGAAGGCAGAUUUCCCAGACGUUUCAGAGGAUUGCCUUUACCUCAACAUCUUCACUCCCGCAAACAGAGCCAAUGAUGCCAAGCUCCCAGUUAUGGUCUGGAUCCAUGGUGGAGGUUUUGCUAUAGGAUCAGCAUCUAUGUAUGACGGCUCUGCCCUGGCUGCUUACCAGGAUGUGGUGGUGGUUCUGAUCCAGUACCGCCUGGGAGUUCUAGGCCUUCUCAGCACUGGAGAUGAACACAUGCCUGGGAACGUUGGCCUCCUGGACCAGGUGCAAGCUCUGAAGUGGGUCCAGCAGCACAUUCACAACUUUGGAGGAAACCCAGAUUUAGUUACUAUAUUUGGGGAGUCUGCUGGUGGAGUGAGCGUGUCCCUCCUGCUUCUUUCACCAUUGACUCAAGGACUUAUCCACCGCGGCAUUGCUGAGAGUGGUACCGCUGCAAUUGACUCACUCAUGACAAAUGAUCCUCUGCCAAUGGCACAGCACGUUGCAAAUAUGUCGGGCUGUAGUCUUGACAGCACACAGAAGAUUGCUGAUUGCAUGAAAAACCUUGAUCUUGAAACAAUCUUGGACCUUGGGAUGGAUCUGAGCGUGAGACCUCUCAUAAAUGUUGAUGGGCACUUCCUGAGAAAAUCUGUGGAUGAGCUUUUCAAUAAGCAUGAACUUCUCAAGAUCCCCUUCAUGACCGGCGUCAAUAAUGAUGAAGGGGGCUGGUUACUUGUUGAUGCCAUGGGUCCUAAAAACUGGACAGAGGGACUUGAUCUGGAGACUGUCAAGAACUUGGUCUCUUUCUUUUUUCCUGAUCCAGUCCUCUCAGAUUUGCUCAUUAAGGAAUAUAUAGGAAAUGGUGAAGAUCCUGUGAAGAAUCGAAAUGGGUAUACCGAGCUACUUGGAGAUAUGACAUUCAUAGUUCCAGCCAUCAAGUGUGCAAAUGCCCACAGAGAUGCUGGUGCACCUGUGUAUAUGUAUGAAUACAUGCAUCCUCCCCAGUUCAUGCAGGCAAUAAGGCCUAGCUUUGUGAAAGCUGACCACGGAGAUGAAAUCUUUACAGUGUUAGGGUAUUGCUUCACAACUAAAUAUGUGACAUUACAAGAUGUAUGCCCUGAAGAGGAGGAAGAGUUGAGCAAAAUCAUGAUGAGCUACUGGGGCAACUUUGCUCGCACAGGGUCUCCUAAUGGGGAAGGUCUUGUUCACUGGCCAAAGUAUGGAGCAGAAGAAAAGUACCUGAAAAUUGAUUUGAAGGAGCAGACAACUGGUCAGCAGCUGAAGAAGGGCCGCUUCAUUUUGAUGAGUCAGACCCUCCCAGAGAAGAUGAAACAGCAUAAAGAAAACAUGGAUCAUAGUGAGCUGUAGAUACAGUCUCCUGUCCUUUCUCUACCUUGUAAUUUUUUGCAGUUGAUUCCAGAUUAAAUCACCAAAAAAUCAGCUGGAAACACAUUAGACAUAGAAUGAAACGUUUGAUAUACAAAGUGGAUAUUGUGUUCUAAAAAACUCACAUACUUGUGUUUAAGCCUGUGUAAAUCCAGUGUUUUCCACACGCAGACUAUAUUUAAACAGGAAAGACUUCACACAAGUUUAUUUAGCAUUUAUUUUGCAAAUUUAAAAGGAAAUAUGCAAUGUCGUUGGCGAUUAGACUCCAUCGUGAUGACAAAAUGUACUUGCUGGGGUAGUAUGGAAAAUGGCAGGAAUAGAACACCCCCCUUUGUAGUCUUGACUCUGGUGGGGGUUUGAUGAGGGAUGCAGGAUCAGAUGAGGAGUGGACUUCUGAGAAACUGGACCAGGACACCAAUGAGCUGGCUUGGAGGAGGAGACUGAGGUAUACAGGGUGAAAUAAGCAGUAGACUUAUGAGGAUCUGGACUAGAUGUUGAAUGGAGGUGGAGGAGGGUUGCAGCAUUGACACUGAAAAGACAGGCUGCCUGGAGGAGAAAGGAUGAUGGAUUUAAAAUAUGACAGGUACAUGAUAAUUGAUCAAACAAGUUAUGGCAGAAUCUGAUUAGCUUAGUGCUUAAGACAUUGAACGCCCAUAAUCAGCUGAUCACAAGAGUGGGAAGAGAGAAAGAAUGGAAGAAGGGAGAGAUGUGAAUGAGUGGUGAUGAAUAAGUCUUCCUGCUCAAACUUUGGAACAAAAUAUCCGUGUGAAAAAGAGAAAGGACAAAAUAAACACAUUUUCCUCCGAUAAUUAAAAAAAAAAUUUGGCAGUUUUUCUGAUAUCUUUGGGGAAAAUCUUAUUAUCAUGGAAGCAACUUUGAUAUACCAAGAAUAAAAGAAGUGGGUAAAAAAUAUUCUACCCAUAAUCAUGGUAAAGUGGAAUAAUUUAAAAUGUAAAUGGUGGACUUGAUCUGGUAGAGCGUAUUUCUAGUCAUCUGACUACAUAAAGCGCUUUUCACUGCAGGUCACACCUUCUCAUUCACACCCUUUCACUCCACAUUCACACACUGAUGUCUGCCCACUACUAGCUUCAGUACUCCAUAGACUUGUUUUCAUCAUUUUCUUCCAGGCACAAAUUUGUGCCCCUCUGUAAACAGCUCCGGGAUCUACUUUUUGUUCCCUAAGGUCAGGUCAGGUCUGGGAACAUAUGCCGGUUCAGCACGUCCCUGCAUCAACCUUGGUCCUGAAAUGCUCUGGCCAUCCUCCAGAUACACACAGUUGCCCCUUGCGUCUGGACCAGCCCACCAGGUCCUGGGCACCCAGUAUGCUGCAAGCUGGAUCUGAAGUGUCCCAACUCACCAGUUGAGAACCACCGCUGCCCCAUUGAGAGUAAGCCUUUAGCUCAGCAUUUCAAAAAGCAAGUGUUAUUUGAGCAUCUAUUUACAUCGUGCUGUUGAUAAAUACUGUCAUAACAGCAGAAACUCAAAAAAUGAGGCAGGGCAGGAUGGUCACCCAAGUACAGAGUAGUCCUGUGGGAAACACUGGAAUGAUUUUGUAUUGGCAAGUGUGAGCUUCUUUCAAAAGCAGUUGCUUUUUAACUGUAAAGUGGGAUCAGGUUUUUUAUCUAGUUUUUAUGCUGAACAUCAAUUUAAACCUUCAUAUGUGUACAAGUCUAACAAUUGAUGUUCUAUUAAAUUUAAACCUUUUGACAUCGGUGUUCAUAACUUCCUUUACAUUAUAUUUUGUUUGCAUUCCUCAGUCAAUAUGCCAAAAAUCUUUUCUUUUGUGUAAAAAAAAAUUACAGGAAAAACAAAUUCUAGAGUGAAAAUGGUUAAAAUGUGUCACAGAUGUCCAGCCUAAAUUGUUAUCAAGUGAGAUUAAACCUCUACAUGAUCA